UCUCUUUCGAAAGACGUGUCAGUCACAAGCUUCUUUUUGUCAAAAAGACCAUCGAUGCCAGUGGUGGCAUUACUUCGAUACAGGAACAUCCUUGGAUCCUAUUGUACACCUCAAGUCUUAUUUUUAAUUGAACGAAAAGCAGAGCAAUGGUAGCCAACGCACUCCAAGAUCGCCGAGGCGUCGAUUUUGCCCGAAAUGUGGCCAUUGUGGCCGGUGUGGUGGCGAUCAUUUGCCUUGUUUUGGGAGCCCCCUUGGCCGCCUUGAUAUUGAUGGUGGUUGGUUUCAGUGCGGGAAUGACUUGGGAAGUAAUCACGCGGCCUCCUCCGAACAAUCCGGCUCAUUUUCUGAAGCGAUUUCGAGAGCUCUCGCCGCCACGACCCGUGUUGGUCUGCCUUGGAGAUUCGCUGACCCAUGGUCGUGUCUCGGACAAUUGGACCGUCAAGAUUCCUCCUCGGGUUGCCGCCAAAAUGAAAUUUGACCAACCUGCUCCAGGUGAUUUCCAAGAUCCCGUGUGGGUGGUCAAUGCCGCUCAAAACUCCAUUACUUCUUGGACCGUCAUGAGAGAACGUUUGCAAUCUGCGUUGGCGUGCUACCCAGAUUACAUUAUUGUCAUGAUUGGUACCAACGAUGUUCUCUCCAUAUAUUCUCCAAUGGCUUGCAGAGACAAGGUGAAAACCUUUCUGUUGCCAGAAGCACCCACCAUGGCGGGUUUUAGGCGAAAUAUGACGGAGAUUGUCGAUUUUCUCACCAAAGCAUCCCCCAAGACAGAAGUGGGACUUUGUACCUUGCCACCCUUUGGAGAAAAUCUAGGGAGCGAGGGCAAUAAACUCGUCAAGGAAGCCAACGAAAUUGUUCAUAGCAUUGUCGAUUCGCAUACCAGUGACAAAGUCAGUGUCUUGGAGAUUGGAGAAAGGCUACAGAGUCAAAUCGUCCAGCGAAAUGAUGGUGGGAAAAAAGCAAUGGAACCCAUGAUGAUGAUGCCUUUGCAAGCUGUUCAGGCUCCGCUGCACAGCCUGUUGGGAGCAUCUUGGAAUUCCAUGACAUUCAUGUCGUCUGGGUGCAUAUUGCAUGAUACUCUUCAUAUCAACGAAGAUGGGGGCGAUGUUAUUGCCGAUGUUGUCACUGAAUGGUUAUUCCAAAAGAAUAUUCACAAAGCAAUUGCUGUCAAACAGUUCUAAUAAUAUGAUACUACGUGUAUCAGUAUUGCUGGUUUGCUGGUAAUUUUCCUUUAGAACUGCUGGCUAUUUUCAACUGUAAGUACACUACUACUAGACUAUGGAACAAUACAAGCAAAUGAAGCUAUUUGGAUAGCAAAGAAGCCUGGAAAAGCAAGGUCUUGCUUUUCCAGUGAAUUGCUGCAAGAUACUUGCAACGAGUUCUUGACGCUGAACCGUGCAGGAAGGUUUGUACUUGGCCUUUCCAGCGUUUCUUUCAGCUACAUGUAGGAGCGGUAUCAUGAUGAUUUGUUGGUUAGAACAAUGAAUGCCAUCAGAUUGUAUGGAUCCUUCACUACUUUACUAUAAACUAUGGUACUGUCAUCUGUUAAAAUGCAUAAACUAUACGAAGCAGAAGUAC
Seminavis robusta is the source of this 1575-nucleotide messenger RNA. Lineage: Eukaryota; Bacillariophyta; Bacillariophyceae; Naviculales; Naviculaceae. The record is from the annotation of a GenBank genome assembly.